ACCGCGAGGCGAUAUGUUACGUAAGUCGUCCAAGUCCACGUCGUCGGCAACAGUCAGUGCCCGAAUAGAUGCACGUACGCGCCUGUUCUCUCGCUCCACUCCCUAUGUUCGGAGGCGAUAACAUAGUGCAUACAUGAUAACGCUUGAUUAAAAUCCGUUUAUUUCGGUUAGAAGGACUGAUAGCAGUUCGAUCUACGUUUCAUUAUCGUCCUGAGACACGUGGUCAUCGCAAUAAAAUUGCAUUAUCGGUGCGAUAUCUGGCGGCCAGUAAACACAGAUAUGUUUCCGCCUACCUACGUCGAGGGUUUCCACGACCCCGAAGCGGUGAAGGCAAUGGAGUACAAAGAGCUUGGGAAAACUGGGCUGCUCGUGAGCAAAUUAUCUUUCGGCGCCGGUCCGCUCGGCUGUCAUUACGGCACGUACGACGAGGCGGACGCUAUCGAAGCCGUACGCCGAGCGAUAAAACAAGGUGUCAAUUAUAUCGACACGGCACCCUGGUACGGCCAAGGUCGAUCCGAGGCGACGCUCGGCAAGGCGUUAAAGGGCAUUCCGCGCGAGGCUUACUACAUCGCGACGAAGGUCGGCAGGUACGAGCUGGAUUACGACAAUAUGUUCGACUUCGGCGUCGAGAAAACCCGGAGGAGUUUCAGGAAGAGCCUGGAACUGCUUGGGGUGGAUUACGUCGAUGUUAUUCAGGUUCACGAUAUCGAAUUCGCGCCCUCGCUGCAAACAAUAGUCACGCAAACUUUGCCGGAACUAUCCAAGUGCGUGGCCGAGGGCAGAGCCAAGUAUAUAGGUGUGACCGGGUACCCGGUGUCCUUCCUGAAAGACUGCGUCGAGAGGAGUAACAUAGAUAUAGCCUGCGUGUUGAGUUACGCGAACCUCACUCUCAUCAGCGACAAUCUGCUGAGAUUCGUUCCGUUCUUCAAGGAGCACAAGAUCGGUGUAAUUAAUGCCGCCGCGCCGUGCAUGGGUCUUCUGACGAACGACGGUCCACCGAGCUGGCAUCCGGCCUCCGACGAGACGAAGAAACAAUGCGCGAACGCCGCGCAAUACUGCAAGGAGCGCGACGUGGAGCUCGCCAAGCUGGCAAUAUGGCACUCCAUGCAGUGCGCGGACGUGGAUACCAAUUUAGUUGGAAUACAGAACACGAAGCAGCUGCAGAUGAAUCUAGAUGUGAUGCGAAACGGCAUUACGGAGAAGGAAAAGGCGCUGCUGCGCGAAAUUCAGGAAAAGUUUCUGUCGACGGUGAAGAAUCAGCACUGGGAGGGCAAAGAGGUCAGCGCGUAUCGAGAAGCCAUCGAGAGGAGCGCAUGAGAAAAAUAUACUUUUAUUUCCGCUGGUCUAUAUAUAAGUUUAUAGUUCUCUCUGCAACAUACAUAACAACAUUUGGAACACCC
This is a messenger RNA of Vollenhovia emeryi, 1400 nucleotides long. Its product is annotated as L-galactose dehydrogenase-like. The record is from RefSeq and is a predicted model, not a curated record. The transcript is spliced from 8 exons. Gene Ontology annotation, molecular function: L-galactose dehydrogenase activity. Gene Ontology annotation, cellular component: cytosol. Lineage: Eukaryota; Metazoa; Arthropoda; Insecta; Hymenoptera; Formicidae. The coding region runs from base 280 to 1317 and encodes 345 amino acids.